Rhodamnia argentea is the source of this 1989-nucleotide messenger RNA. RefSeq names its product protein PHLOEM PROTEIN 2-LIKE A10-like. The record is from RefSeq and is a predicted model, not a curated record. NCBI's taxonomy places the organism in Eukaryota, Viridiplantae, Streptophyta, Magnoliopsida, Myrtales, Myrtaceae. The coding region runs from base 613 to 1812 and encodes 399 amino acids. The transcript has 2 exons.
AAAUCUCCGGGUCCCCCACACCCCGACCCUUUAUUUCCGUUCCCAAAGAAGAAAGAGUUCGACGAAACCGAAGCUGAUCUGCAGAAACCGAACGCUUUUGGCUUUGCCUUUUCGCAGCCGACGCUCGGCGACUUCCCCGCCACCUCCCAAGUCCCCAGCACAGCAGGCGCGCGCACCUCCCUUCUCUUCUACGUCACCCCUGUUUUCUCUCACUCUUUUUCGUUGAACAGGUUCUCUCUCUCAUUCGUUCUUAUCCACGCCUUAUCCCUUCUCGCUUUGUUCUUGAACACGCCCUCUUUUGUAUGAGUUGUUUUAGUCAUACUUAUAUAUAGAUUGCGAACUCCCAGUUCGCCUUUUUGUUCCCUGGAGGAGAAAUUUUCUGGAAAGUUCGUGUGAAUAGACAAGGAAAGCCCGAGCGAGUAGGUUACAAAAAGGUUUCUUUUUCGAAGUGAUUCCUACAGUUUUGGGCCCCCAAUUGAACAACGAAGGAUACCCUCUUGGGUGGAGUCCGGAUUCGUUCUGUUUGGUGUGUUGAUUAGGGGUGCUCUGUUUUCGUGGGGGGAAUUGAGGUUCUAAUUAGCAGCCCAGGGCGGUCAUUCGAUCCCGUGCGUCAUGGAUGCCAGAUUGGUGAAGUCGGGCAUCGCUUUCACGCGGAGGAGGAAGAGGUGGAUUCUCGCGGUUGCGGCUCUAGCGUGUUCUGGUUACGGCGCGUACAGGGUGUAUAACUCGCCCCUGGUUGCUCGGAAGAGGAGGAGGUUCUUGAAGCUCGUGGGGGCUUUGGUUUCAUUGGCCGAGGCUGUGUCCGAAUCAUCCGAGACCAUCGCACUCGUCUCAAAAGAUCUGAAGGAGUUCCUGAGGUCUGACUCCGAUGAGGUCCCAAACAGCUUGAAGCAAAUUUCAAAGAUCGCAAGGUCAACGGAGUUGUUGAAGUCCAUAACUGAGGUAUCCAGGGCUUUGACUGUGGGUGCUCUGCGCGGUUAUAGGUCUGAGUCUAAGAACAAUGUCCAUGGAAAUGGUGGGAAUUCGGGUUUCGCGGAUCAGGUUCUGGAUAAGCUUUUUACGCCUGCAGGGUCUGGUUUCGCAUCUGUUGUGGUAGGCAGUCUAGCCAGGAACUUGGUCAUGGCUAUUCAUGCCGCCAAGCCUUCUAGUCAGCAAUCACAAUUCGGCAAUCCAGAUGGUAGCGAUCAUUCUACCACAGAAGGGAGUACUGUUCUGAGAUGGCUAAAUGUGCUGUGCGAUGACAAGGUCAAGGAUUUAGUUGGUGAUUGCAUUCAGCUACUUGUGAGCACUGCAGUCACUGUUUAUUUGGAGAAGACGAUGGAGGUUAACACCUAUGACGAUCUUUUCUCCGGGUUGACAAAUCCGAAGCAUGAGAAGAAAGUGAAAGAGAUGUUGGUGUCUGUUUGCAAUGGUACGGUCGAGACUCUGGUGAAAACAUCUCACAAUGUGCUGAAAAGUUCAAAAUCGAAUGCUAAUUCGUGUCCGGGUUCUCCUCGUUUGGCUAUAGAGGGAAGCAAAGGAUUGAGAUUCAAUGGAGUGUCAUCAACUUUGGCUGUCCCCAGCAAUCGGAGGCUCGUUCUCGAUGUGACCGGUAGGGUUACAUCCGAAACCGUGAGAUCUCUCUUGGAGUAUUUGACAGAGAAACUCUACGAUGGUAUGAGGCAGGGCGUUAAUGCUGUUCACGAGGAAGUUCUGGAUAGGGGUGUCGAAGUUGUGAGAUAUGUCACGGCUAAGUCAUCCACCAUCACCACCAUUUGUCUCUCUUUGUGCUUGCAUGUGCUGGAUGGUGCUUCUAUUUUGGCACCAUUUUGACCGGACAAAUCUAUUUCUCUUGAUCACCUCGGUCAUCCGGUAUAUUUCUUCUGAAGUUUGAACCUUGCAAGAGCGGCCAGGAAGUGCCCAGGAGUGUCCUCUUAACCGCCAUGGUGCUACUAGUCUGUUCAUUCAGUUUUUGUUGCUCUGCCCUCUCUGCAUACGAAGUCUCUUCGG